Molecule: messenger RNA, 612 nt
Organism: Fukomys damarensis (Damara mole-rat)
Lineage: Eukaryota; Metazoa; Chordata; Mammalia; Rodentia; Bathyergidae
Product: major allergen Equ c 1-like
Exons: 7
Coding region: 1-546 (181 amino acids)
Molecular function (GO): small molecule binding
Source: RefSeq, a predicted model, not a curated record
AUGAAGCUGCUGCUGCUGAGCCUUGGGUCGGUCCUGGCCUAUGCGCUGCAGGACCGCAGCGAGGCACCUGUGCAGCCAGGCUUCCAGCCCAAGGAGGUGGAGGGGCCCUGGCACACCCUUGAGCUGGCCGCCACUAACAGGUCUGCGAUUGUGGAAGGGGGCUCCUACCGGUGCUUCAUGAUCGGCGCCAGAAUCUUGGGGAACGGGAACCUGAAUGUCACCUACUUCCAAAGGAACGCGGAUGGGAAGUGCGUGAAGGAAUUCUUCAUUGGGGAGAAGACUGACACCCCCGGAGUCUACACCUUCGAGUACAAAGGCAAGAACGUCCUGACUUUUGUGGCCGUGGGCAGUGACUUUGCUGUCAUGGACUUCGAGAACAACAGCCUGGACCUCGUGGUGGUUGAGCUGCAGGCUCGGCCUCCGCUUCUCUCGGUGAGCCCACCUGGGAGGGAGGCCUACAGUGAGCACCUAUCCAGACGAGGCAUCGGGUUGGAUAAUGUGGAGGACCUGACUGUGCAGGCACGAUGCCCCUCCCUGGGCUCCUAGGUCCCCGGAGCACGACUGCAUCCCGAGCCAGUGUCUCUUGCAGCCUCCGCUUCCAGACCCCUGCCC